This is a messenger RNA of Salvia hispanica, 2459 nucleotides long. RefSeq names its product very-long-chain aldehyde decarbonylase CER3-like. The record is from RefSeq and is a predicted model, not a curated record. Lineage: Eukaryota; Viridiplantae; Streptophyta; Magnoliopsida; Lamiales; Lamiaceae. Gene Ontology annotation, molecular function: oxidoreductase activity; iron ion binding. Gene Ontology annotation, biological process: lipid biosynthetic process.
CUCAACUACAAUCUGUAAUCCACUAACUACAAGUUUAGAACUCCCAUAAAAGCUUAAUGUCUGUGCACCCAACCAUCUCAAUUUCUUCUCACUCACAUUUAAUUUUCUUUGAUUUUGUGGUGCCAACCCCCAGCUGUCAACUGUUUAAUGAGUUAUAUCUCGGCAUAGAUCAUAAAAUAAUCUGUUAGUUUCUGCAUAUUGUCAAUGUUUCAGUAGGUUCAAUUACUGUGGAAUUCAAGAAAAAAAAGAAGAGGAAUUGUCUAUAUAUAUAUGUACGUGUGUAAUAAGGCCUCUAUAGCUUUGAGACUUCAAGGAAAAGACAGCAAACAUGGCAAGUGAGAAAGAUUGCAGUGUUUCAUGUAGGAAUGAAGCUUCUUUGUUUUCUUGGCCAUGGGAGAAUUUGGGUACUUUAAAGUAUUUGUUGUAUGCUCCAUUAGUUGCAAAUGCCCUUUAUGCUAUCUAUAGAGGUGAGAUCAAGAAUGAAGCUUGGUGCUUGCAUAUUCUCAUCUUAUUUGGGGCUAGAGCCCUUGUUCAUCAGCUUUGGGGGAGCUAUUCUAGCAUGCUUUUCCUUAAUCGAAAUCGAAGAAUCGAUCAAAAAGGCUUGGAAUUCAAGCAAAUCGAUGCAGAAUGGCAUUGGGACAAUUUCUUGAUGCUUCAAAUGAUUGCUGCUUCAUUACUGUGCUUGAGUUUGCCUUUAUCCGAUUUUCCCAUCUUCGAUUCGAGGGGGUUUUUGUGGUGCCUAAUUCUCCACAUAGGAAUCUCAGAGCCACUGUAUUACUGGCUGCAUAGGUUGUUACAUUCCCCUGCUUUCUUCCAAGACUAUCACUGGCUCCACCAUAGCUCAAGAGUUCUCCAUCCUUUCACAUCUGGACAUGCUACAUUCUUGGAACAUCUGCUGCUUUGUGUAGUUGUAGGAAUCCCGACUUUGGGAACGAUCUAUAUAGGAUACGGGUCGAUAAGCUUGAUGUAUGGUUAUCUUUUGGCCUUCGAUUUUCUUCAGUGUUUGGCUCAUUGCAAUGUUGAAGUUUUCCCCAGCAAAUUGUUUGAUAAUUUCCCACUGCUCAAGCAUAUCAUUCGUACACCUACAUACCACAGUCUUCACCACACCGACAUGGCGACUAAUUUCUGCCUCUUUAUGCCCUUCUACGACAAUUUAUGGAAGACGACGAACGCCCAAUCAUGGGAGCUCCAACGAGAGAUAAGUUCAAGAAAAAAGAGCAGAGUAGCAGAUUUUGUGUUUCUUGCACACGUCGUUGAUGUUAUAUCAGCGUUACACUCUCCUUUCGUUUUCCGAUCAUUCAGCUCAAUGCCUUUCACUAUAAAGCCCUUCUUGUUUCCAAUGUGGCCUUUUACCUAUUUGGUGAUGCUUGUUAUGUGGGCAAAGGCUAAAACAUUCUUGUUCAGCCUUUACUGUCUCAGAGGUAAACUGCAUGAGACAUGGAUCGUCCCGAGAUUCGGUUUUCAGUAUUUCUUACCUUUUGCAACAAAAGGCAUAAAUAAUCAGAUAGAAGAUGCUAUCCUUAAAGCAGAUAGGCUCGGAGUUAAGGUUAUUAGUCUUGCUGCACUAAAUAAGAACGAGAGCCUUAAUGGAGGAGGGACGCUCUUUACCACCAAGCAUCCCAACCUCAGAGUCAGAGUGGUUCAUGGCAACACCCUCACAGCGGCUGUGAUCCUACAUGAGAUUCCUAAUGAUGUAGACGAAGUUUUCCUAACCGGUGCUACCUCUAAACUUGGGAGAGCCAUCGCUCUCUACCUUGCUCGUCGCAAGGUUAAAGUCUUGAUGCUGACGCUGUCGACAGAGAGAUUUUGCAAGAUUCAGAAAGAAGCACCAAUAGACUGCCAAAGACACUUAGUUCAAGUCACUAAGUACCAGGCAGCACAACAGUGUAAGACAUGGAUAAUCGGAAAGUGGACGACGCCUAGAGAGCAGUACUGGGCUCCAUCAGGAACACAUUUCCACCAGUUUGUGGUUCCUCCCAUCAUCCCUUUUAGAAGGGACUGCACUUAUGGGAAGCUGGCAGCAAUGAGGCUGCCUGAUGAUGUCGAAGGGCUCGGAUCAUGCGAGUAUACAAUGGGAAGAGGUGUGGUGCACGCUUGUCAUGCAGGAGGAGUUGUACAUUUUCUUGAAGGGUGGAAGCAUCACGAGGUUGGGGCGAUCAACGUCGAUCAGAUUGAUAUUGUGUGGGAGGCGGCACUUAGACAUGGCCUGAAGCCAUUGUAGAAUAUGCCAAGACUGAAGAAUUAUGUACACAUACAAACAAGAAUUGUAUGCUAUACCAGUGGAAUAUGUAGCAUACUACUCACUUUUCCACUUUUUUUUUUUGGUUUCUUUCUUUCUCAUGAUUUUUCUACCCAUGCUUUCUUUUCUGGUAUUCUUUUCCCAAAUAAAAGUGGAAUUACAGGGUAAAAGAUUAUAUACACGAUCAAAAUGUGAUAUAUCAAAGUCUUAUUUCACAUGA